Molecule: messenger RNA, 1728 nt
Organism: Toxotes jaculatrix (banded archerfish)
Lineage: Eukaryota; Metazoa; Chordata; Actinopteri; Toxotidae
Gene: odad3
Product: outer dynein arm docking complex subunit 3
Exons: 13
Coding region: 1-1644 (547 amino acids)
Biological process (GO): outer dynein arm assembly; cilium movement
Cellular component (GO): cilium
Source: RefSeq, a predicted model, not a curated record
AUGCCGUUCAGUGCCGACACAAUUAAACCUCCGCUGCAUGACCAAAUAUCGGAGAUGCAGCGCAAAAUCCAGCUACUGGAGGGCGACAGAACCGCAUUCUAUGAGAGCUCUCAGUCCACCAUGAAGAAGAACAGAGAGUCCAUCCGUCAGCUCAGGCAGGAGAACAAGAGGCUGUAUAGAAAACUGGCAGAGGGUGAUGAACAUAUCAUUAAAGUGGCCUUUCAUAACAGAGGCUUGGAGAAGGAUGCCUACCGCAACAUGUCAGGGAAGACGGCCCUGACAACACUAGACCAGAGGGUGUUGACCAAGGUGAAGCGCCUCAAUGCCUUAAAACACACCACUCAGACCUACCAGCAGCGCCUUGAAGAGCUGAAGAUGGAGUACCAGAGAAUGAAACCAGAGGGCAGCAGCGGAGCACAGUCUGCUGAUGCUCGCACUCGGAAAAAAGAGGAAGAUGCCAUGACCCUGCGGGGGCUGGAGAACAGUCUGGAGAAGACCCAGUUUAAGUGCAAGGAGGCUGAGAACAUCAUGACUAACUAUCUGAAACUCAAAGGUCACCUGCAGGAGGAGAGUCUGACUUUCCAGGGCCAGCUGGACAGCCUGGAAGCAGAAAUCCUGAAGCACAGAGACGAGCUCCGCAACCUGCAGGUCAUGAACAACGACGCCCAGCUCUCUAAAGAAGCUGCUAAGGCUGAGUUACAGCAGCAGGAGGAACUGCUCUACAAGGAGCGCAAAGAGAGAGAACGCAUUAUAGCCAGCUACAGGAAAAAAGUUGAGGAGCGCAAGGCCCAGGCUGAAAAAGCUGAUAGAAGGACCCAGAGAACAACUAUGCAGCCUGAUGAAGUGAGCAGUGAGGCCCAGCGCAGCACCACCGGGAUGGCAGGCGAAGAGGAGAAGGCCAUCUCCACUUUUGAGGAGGCCUUCCGACGUAUCAAGGAGGCCACUGGAGUCACAGAUAUACAGGAGAUAGUGCAGCGCUUUAUAUCACAAAAGGAGACACACCAACAUCUGGAGAAUCUGAAGGGAGAGAAUGAGAUGGUCCUGCAGCAGCUGAAGGAGCAGAAGGAGCUCCUGAACCAACAGUUCCAGGAUAUGAAGUAUUCUGGAGAGGCUAAACUCUCCAGUGACCAAAAGAUGCUGGAGGAGCAUCAGCAGCAACUGCAGGCUCAGCAGCAGAGGUACGAUGCAGCUAAAGAGCGCCUGGAUUGGCUUUUUAAAAUCCUCAGUACUAUUCGAGGUGGAGUGGAACACCUGGCCGACAAACUUCAACACAUCACACUGAGUGAGGACGCAGUGGCUAAGGUGUCACCAGACUCAGACGAGUUUGUGUUGGAGCUGACGACCCAGUGUGAGCUCAAGCUGCUGUUACUGCAGGAGGAGCUUCAAGGAAAAGAUCUGGCUGCUAUAAAGAAGGAGAUGGAGGAAGAGGAGUUCUACAUCAGGAUUGAGGGAAAACUGCCGGCUUACAACACCAGAGUCAAACUUCCUGAGGACCAAAGUCUGGACCUCUUCAUCGAUGAGGACGAGAGCGAAGAGGACGAGGCUGACGUCAUCUCACGGGAGGCACUGAAGCGUCAGUCUCAGCUGAUCAUUGACUCCAAGUCCAAGAAGAAGUCCUGGAAGAAGAAGAAGGGCAAGUUCUGAUCCACAACAACACCACAACCUCAAGACUCAAUAAAAACAAACGCUUUGAACCAAAAACUGAUUUAAAUGGAAAAUGAGCUUAAA